GUUGACAUUUUUUCCCUCUUUUAUUUUCCUGGGAGAAAAAAGAUUAAUAAUUUCUCUAGUUUGCGAUCUCGAUCAUCUUGGAUCCAAGCGAUUGCUAAAAUGUCAAUGUCUCGCCUUGGAUUGUUGUUAUUCGUGGCUAUAUUCCUCGUUUUGGUUCAAUCUUCCACUUGUCUGAUUAGUUCUCCAAGUUCUAUCAUCAACCCUUCGAAAGUCAAACAAGUUUCUUCGAAGCCCAGGGCAUUUGUGUAUGAAGGCUUUUUGACGGACUUGGAAUGCGAUCAUCUAAUCUCUCUUGCGAAAGAGAAUCUACAGAGAUCUGCGGUUGCUGAUAACGAUAAUGGCGAGAGUCAAGUCAGUGACGUUCGUACCAGCUCCGGCACGUUUAUCUCCAAAGGAAAGGAUCCUAUCGUUUCCGGUAUUGAGGACAAGCUUUCAACAUGGACAUUCCUCCCAAAAGAGAAUGGGGAAGACCUUCAAGUAUUGAGAUAUGAGCACGGUCAGAAAUAUGAUGCUCACUUUGAUUACUUUCACGACAAAGUCAAUAUCGCCCGUGGUGGACACCGCAUAGCAACGGUUCUCAUGUAUCUUUCCAAUGUCACAAAGGGUGGAGAAACUGUUUUUCCCGAUGCACAGGAAUCUUCUCGCCGUUCCCUUUCUGAGAACAAAGACGAUCUUUCUGAUUGUGCAAAGAAAGGAAUCGCUGUGAAACCAAAGAAAGGGAAUGCUCUGUUGUUCUUCAACCUUCACCAAGACGCAAUCCCAGAUCCCUUGAGCCUUCACGGAGGUUGUCCAGUGAUUGAAGGGGAGAAAUGGUCGGCAACAAAGUGGAUCCACGUGGACUCAUUCGACAAGAUAUUGAGUCAUGACGGGAGCUGUACGGACGUAAACGAGAGCUGUGAGAGGUGGGCAGUGCUUGGGGAAUGCGCAAAGAACCCAGAGUAUAUGGUGGGAACCCCAGAGCUCCCUGGGAAUUGCAGACGUAGCUGUAAAGCUUGUUAAAAGCGUUUACUGAUAAAUUCUUUUUUUUUUCUCUGUAUCAUUAAGUGAUCGAGCUUAAUGCAAUUGUUUCUCUUUCUUGUUCCUGAACCUGUUGUUGCUGUUAAAUGUAUUAUCACUGGAUUCUGUUUUUUUUUUAAUAUAUAUAUAGUAGAAUGGUUUCUUA
Molecule: messenger RNA, 1162 nt
Organism: Capsella rubella
Lineage: Eukaryota; Viridiplantae; Streptophyta; Magnoliopsida; Brassicales; Brassicaceae
Product: prolyl 4-hydroxylase 2
Exons: 7
Coding region: 100-999 (299 amino acids)
Biological process (GO): peptidyl-proline hydroxylation to 4-hydroxy-L-proline
Cellular component (GO): endoplasmic reticulum
Molecular function (GO): procollagen-proline 4-dioxygenase activity; L-ascorbic acid binding; iron ion binding
Source: RefSeq, a predicted model, not a curated record